Messenger RNA from Pyrus x bretschneideri (Chinese white pear), 1532 nucleotides. Its product is annotated as pseudouridine kinase. The transcript has 9 exons. The record is from RefSeq and is a predicted model, not a curated record. Bases 35 to 1312 code for a protein of 425 amino acids. Lineage: Eukaryota; Viridiplantae; Streptophyta; Magnoliopsida; Rosales; Rosaceae. Gene Ontology annotation, molecular function: kinase activity.
CGAAGUCGCCUGGAGAUACACCUACACAGCAACAAUGGAGGAAAGCAGUGCACAGAGGCGACUGGAUUCAAUUUCUCGUCACCUUCUAUUGCAACCUCCUCAACCUAACCAUGGCCUUCAACAGGCGGUGUUAUUAAGUAAUGGGAAACCGGAAAGUGAAGGGUCAGAGGCUGUGGUGAUAGGAGGCAUGGUGUUGGACAUUCAUGCCACACCUUCCAUCCCUUCAAAUCCCAGAACCACCACUCCUGGCAAGGUCAGCUAUGUAUUAGGAGGGGUAGCAAGGAAUGUUGCCGAGUGCAUGUCAAAGCUAGGAGCUAAGCCCUUCAUGAUAAGCGCCUUGGGCCUUGACAUGGCAGGAAACUUAUUGUUGGAGCACUGGAAGUCUUCUAGGCUAUCUAUGGAAGGCAUUUUGAGGCACCAAAAUGUUGAGACUCCUGUUGUGUGCAACGUACUUGAUGUUAAUGGGGAGGUGGCCGCUGGUGUUGCGAGUGUAGAAGCUCUCGAAAAGUUUCUGACGCCCGAGUGGAUCCAACAGUUUAAAUACAGUAUACGCUCUGCUCCAGUGUUGAUGAUUGAUGCAAACCUGAAUCUUUCUGCUCUAAAAGCUUCUUGCCAAUUGGCAGCAGAAUCUAAAAUUCCAGUGUGGUUUGAGCCUGUAUCGGUAACAAAAUCUAGAAGAAUCAAUUCAAUUUCCAAGUAUGUAAGUUUUGCUUCACCCAACGAGGAUGAACUUGUUGCCAUGGCAAAUGCUUUAUCCGGUGGAAAUGUGUUUUCUCCAAUUGAAAGGGAUCAAUGCUCAACCGAAACUUUGUUCCAUAUGCUAAAACCCGCGGUCUGGGUUUUGCUAGAGAAAGGUAUCAAAAUAGUUGUUGUGACCGUUGGUUCAGAUGGAGUGUUCUUAUGCUCUAAAGGAGGGCCAAGCUUCAUGAGAACUGUUUGCAAGGGAAACAAACCAAAUGUUUCCAAUGCGGAAUUGUUUAACACUGUGACUGCAAGUUGUCCAUCAAGUGCGUUCUCAAAUCCUUUAGAUUCUGACAAAAGCUCGUUUCUCUUUGCUGUGCAAUUUCCUGCACUUCCUGCAUCGGUGGUAAGGCUUACAGGAGCUGGCGAUUGCUUGGUUGGGGGGACUGUUGCUUCCAUUUGUGCAGGUUUAGAUGUCAUGCAAAGUCUAGCAGUUGGUAUUGCAGCUUCCAAAGCUGCAGUUGAGGCAGAGACCAAUGUGCCUCGUGUACUUAAUCUGGCCGCAAUAGCAGAUGAUGCAAAGUUGGUAUACUCGGCUGCAAAAGUUGUGUUCCAUCAAUCAGUGCUUUAAAACCGUGGAAUUGUGAAUCAAGAGUUGAAUUGGUUGAAUUUUGCAUAUCAGAUGGAAAAUUUCGGUUGAGAACAAUGUCAGAUGGAAAUUUCCACUUGAGAAACAACCGUGAGUCUUUGUUGUCUUGUAAUGUCAUGCAUUUGAGUUUAUGAGCUACUGGAGUUGUUUACUGAUGAAAAAUAAUUAAUGAAGAAGCAAUGCUUAUGGUUUGUGUGAGUAA